Messenger RNA from Arctia plantaginis, 1335 nucleotides. The record is from the annotation of a GenBank genome assembly. NCBI's taxonomy places the organism in Eukaryota, Metazoa, Arthropoda, Insecta, Lepidoptera, Erebidae.
AUGUGGUUUUAUUCAAUUUUAAUUUUAACUAUAUCCAGUCAAUAUGUAACAGGUCAAUUCGGACCUUUUAGGCAAGACUUCGGGUAUGUGGAUGUAAGAACGGGAGCUCACAUGUUUUACUGGCUAUUUUAUACUACUGCUGACGUUCCUAAUUACACUGAUAGGCCUUUAAUAGUAUGGCUGCAAGGAGGACCGGGUGGAUCCUCUACAGGAAUCGGUAACUUUGAGAUUCUAGGACCUCUAGAUCUGAGGCUACAAGAAAGAAAUUACACUUGGGUAAAGAACUUCAAUGUACUUUUUGUAGACAAUCCUGUAGGUACUGGUUAUAGUUACGUCGAUGACCUUAACUUGUUAACGACAACUAACGACGAAAUAGCUCUGGACUUUGUGAAUCUAAUGAGGGGAUUUUAUUCUAAACAUCCUGAAUUUGGUGGCGUGCCCCUUUAUAUAUAUGGACAAUCCUAUGGAGGCAAAAUGGCAGUUGGGAUGGCUUUACGUAUGCGUGAAGCAGAAAAAGCUGGUACCAUUCAAUCCAACCUAAGAGGCAUCGCAAUGGGCAACGCAUGGAUACAUCCAGUCGAUCUUACUCUGUCUUGGGGACCAUUGCUAUUAGCAGCUGGUCUCGUAGAUCAAACGGGAUACGAAAAUAUUCAAACAGCAGCCAGAGAGGCUCAACGUUUAUUUAAUAACGGCGAAUACUACGCCUCUACCGCGCAGUGGGCUAAUACACAACAAGCAGUAUUCAGAGGUACAACUAGAGUAGAUUUCUACAAUAUUUUGACAAAGAUGGAGGUUCAGUCUUGGAUGCCUGAUACAAGGAGUGCUUAUGAAUUAUCAAAGGAGAUGAUGAUCCAGAAUGAGCCUUACAUGUCAUCAUCAUGGUCGACACGACAAGAAGUGAUGAAUAUUAACUAUCUUAUGAACAAUGACGUGAAACGAGCUCUAAGUAUUCCAGAAACUGUGAUCUGGGGCAGUCAAUCAGGCGCCGUAUUUGACUACUUGCGGACUGACUUCAUGAAACCAGUUACGGAGGAAAUUGAAGAACUAUUGGAUCAGGAAGACCCUAUUAUCGUGACAAAAUACAACGGGAAUCUGGAUUUGAUUUGUUCAACACCAGGUCAGAUUGUGUGGGUUAAUCGAUUAAAGUGGCACGGUGCAGAGGCAUACAAAAACGCAUCCCGUAUUCCCAUUUGGGAAGACAAUAGGUUAGAAGGAUACUACCAGUCUUACGGGCCGCUAAGAUUCUUUUGGAUAAACGUAGCCGGACAUAGUGUACCAAGGGACAAUCCGGCAGGAUCAAACGCAUUUCUUCGUGACAUGACGUCUUUCGGCUAA